Labrus bergylta (ballan wrasse) is the source of this 1747-nucleotide messenger RNA. It is a transcript of the gene ift52, whose product is annotated as intraflagellar transport 52 homolog (Chlamydomonas). NCBI's taxonomy places the organism in Eukaryota, Metazoa, Chordata, Actinopteri, Labriformes, Labridae. Gene Ontology annotation, cellular component: cilium; centriole; intraciliary transport particle B. The record is from RefSeq and is a predicted model, not a curated record. Gene Ontology annotation, biological process: cilium assembly; intraciliary transport.
AUUUCUAGGGGCGCUAGUGAAGUAACUAAGGCAACGUCAAGCCAAUUUGUAACUUUUUGAUAUACAGAAAGCACAGCGUGACAGUCGGAAGUGAAUGUUUUGUUGUUAGUUUAACAGUCUAACCCUUUAUCUUUAAUCAACAAAAAAAAGUAGUUUAGCUAAAAACAACACUGUCGAGUAUGGGACGCUGAGGUGGGUAACAUCUGCGUGUAGCUAACUUAAGCUAACACAGCUCGAUGGUGUAAUGUGAACCAGGGAAUCAAGUAAGAGUUUUCUUUGUUGAGCUUACAUCAAAUUAAGGAUGGAGAAGGAACAGCACAACACUGUGGUCUUCAAUUGUUCCAAAAGAGAGCUGUUCACUGCGAACAAUGGAUAUAAAUCCGUGCAGAAAAGACUCAGAGCUCAGUGGAAAAUACAAAGCAUGAAGGAGGAGCUGUCUUUGGAGAGGCUGAAAGGUGUCAAGUUGUGGAUAUCUGCUGGUCCUAGAGAGAAGUUCACAGCAUCAGAGCUGGAAGUUCUGAAGCAUUUUCUGGAUGGAGGAGGAAACGUCCUGGUCAUGCUCGGUGAAGGAGGAGAAAUGAAAUAUGACACCAAUAUCAACUUUCUCCUGGAGGAAUUUGGGAUAAUGGUCAACAAUGACGCUGUUGUGAGGAAUGUGUACUACAAAUACUUCCAUCCUAAGGAGGCACUUGUAUCCAAUGGCGUAUUGAACAGAGAGAUUAGUCGGGCUGCUGGUAAAGUGGUCACUGGGAUCAUUGAAGAUGAGAAUGUUGGAAACAAUGCACAGGCUCUUACAUUUGUGUACCCGUAUGGUGCCACCCUGAGUGUGAUAAAGCCUGCUGUGGCUGUGCUUUCAACUGGCUCAGUCUGCUUCCCCCUUAAUAGGCCCGUCAUGGCAUUCCAUCAAGGAAAGGAGGCCGGACAACUGGUGGUGUCUGGUUCCUGCCACAUGUUCAGUGACCAAUACAUAGACAAAGAGGAGAACAGCAAAAUCCUCGAUGUUGUGCUCCAGUGGCUCAUGACUGAUAAUAUUCAGCUGAAUCAGAUCGAUGCUGAAGACCCAGAGAUCACAGAUUACACCAUGUUGCCAGACACAGGGUGCUUGUCCGAACAGCUCAGAGUUUGCUUGCAGGAGGGUGAUGAAAACCCCAGGGACUUCACCUCUCUCUUUGAUAUGACUUUGUUUAAUCUGUCCACUGACACUUUACCCCAAGUCAUCAGCGCUUACAAGCAGCUUAACGUCAAAGACGAACCACUUCAGCUUAUCACACCACAGUUUGAGACCCCUCUGCCACAGCUUCAACCUUCUGUGUUUCCACCUGUAAGUGAUUUGCCUCCACCCAUGCUGGACCUGUUCGAUCUAGAUGAAACAUUCUCUUCUGAGAAAGUGCGCCUGGCACAGCUCACCAAUAAAUGUACAGAUGAUGAUCUUGAAUUCUAUGUGCGGAAAUGCGGUGAAAUUCUUGGGGUGACUCCGAAGUUGGAUAAAGAUCAGAGGGAUGCCAAACAUAUCUUGGAACACAUUUUCUUCCAGGUUGUCGAGUUCAAGAAACUAAAUCAGGAGCAUGACCUGGAAACAGAGGAACCCUUCACUCCAUUGUGAUUGGAUUCAUCCAACUUGUUUAAGGCUCAACUCUUCCUGUUCAUCUGAAAUGUACUGUGACACAGCAGACAGAAGUCUUUCUGAAGUAAAAGGAACUUUCAUCAGACUCUAAGUAGAAACAUUGUACUGUGGUGACUAACAACA